Molecule: messenger RNA, 1707 nt
Organism: Exaiptasia diaphana
Lineage: Eukaryota; Metazoa; Cnidaria; Anthozoa; Actiniaria; Aiptasiidae
Product: neuroligin-4, X-linked-like
Exons: 4
Coding region: 1-1707 (568 amino acids)
Source: RefSeq, a predicted model, not a curated record
AUGGAUGCGGCUAGAUUCAUCUCCCUUCUUAUAAUAGUAUUGCCGUAUUUUUUCGAGACCUUCAGAGCACAUAAUAGUGGAGAAAGCAAAUUAACAAUUCAGCUGCAAAAUGGAGUAAUAGUUGGUAAUGAAGAGGCAGUACCAUAUGGGAGAAACAUUGAUACUUUCUUAGGAAUUCCUUAYGCACAACCACCAACUGGUGAACUAAGAUUCAAGGCUCCUCAACCGGCUAAACCAUGGAAAGAUAUUCGCAAAGCUGCUAACUUUGGUCCUCAGUGCUUGAGAGGACCAGUUAAGGGACAUGAUGGCCCUCUCGGUACUCGAAGUGAAGACUGUCUAUAUCUGAAUGUAUAUCGACCAGGAUCCAGGUCAAAAGACCAACAAUAUCCUGUCAUGGUAUGGAUACAUDGUGGUGGCUUCUAUCACGGAUCUGGAAAUAAAUAUAGUGGUUCUGUUUUGGCCAGCCAUCAUGGUGUCAUAGUAGUUACUAUCAACUAUAGACUAGGAUUGUUAGGGUUUCUACAUGCUCCUGGUACUGAACUUAAAGGAAAUUAUGGAAUGCUUGAUCAAUUAAUGGCAUUAAAAUGGGUCCAAGAGAAUAUUCACAGUUUUGGUGGAAAUCCAAAAUCUGUUACUGUAUUUGGUGAAAGUGCAGGAGGUGCAAGUGUUGAUUUAUUGAUACUAUCACCUCUAGCCAAAGGCUUAUUUAACAUGGCUAUUGUACAGAGUGGCUUUUCUACUGGUCCAUUUUCUUGGUCAAAAUCAAAAGACACUUUCCAAUAUGGUCAUUUUCUUGACAAACUAAAAUGUAAUGACAAGGAAGAUCUUGUUUUAUGUUUGCAACAAAAGUCAAGUGARGAAAUAAUUCAAUCUCAAGGCUUUUAUGACUACUUAUCRCUUGGCAGCUAUUACCCUGUCCCAGUAGUUGAUGGAGAAUUCCUACCAGAUGAACCAAAUGUUCUGUUAUCMCAAGGUAAAUUUAAUCAUCUUGAUGCUGUCAUGCUUGGCUGUAACAAAGAUGAAGGUACUUCAUUUUUGUCUGCAAUUGAACCAGAUAUUAAAACACCUGCUAAUAAAGAGUUAUUUGAAAAGAUGAUCAAGRAAAUAUGGUUUGUAGCCAAUGGUGGUAAUGAGUUAACCAGACAAGCUAUCUUGUAUGAAUAUACAAACCAUACUGAUCCACAUUCUCCAGAAAGUCUUCGUAAAAGUUGGACAGAUCUGAUGGGUGAUAGUUUCUUUGUUGCAUCAGCAAUAUAUUCAGCAAAGACAUAUUCAAAGGCUGGCAUAAAUACCUAUUUGUAUCAAUUCUCUCAUCGCUCUGCUUUCUCAAUUAGACCUAAAAAUUCAGGUGUACCUCAUUUUGAUGAGAUUCAGUAUGUGUUUGGGUCACCAUGGAAACCCAACGAUUACACUGAUAGGGUUAAGCAUUAUAAUGAUGUUGAGAGGGGACUCAGUACUAUGAUCAUGAGAAUGUGGACAAAUCUUUCUAAAUAUGGGAAUCCAGGAAAUAUUGACUUGGUGGACUGGCCCAAGUACACUGACCAUGAUCAGCAGUAUCUGGACAUAAGCCUGACUCCUAGUGUUAAAAGUCAUCUUCAUGCUGAUCGUGUUGUUUUCUGGAAUCACCUACUUCCAGUUCUAAAUAAAGUUGGGGGUUUGGGGACCAGGUACAUAUCAUCAUUUAACUCAAUAUACCUUGCAUUCUAG